Daphnia carinata is the source of this 3237-nucleotide messenger RNA. It is a transcript of the gene dgo, whose product is annotated as ankycorbin-like. The record is from RefSeq and is a predicted model, not a curated record. Lineage: Eukaryota; Metazoa; Arthropoda; Branchiopoda; Diplostraca; Daphniidae. The coding region runs from base 635 to 3208 and encodes 857 amino acids. The transcript has 11 exons. Gene Ontology annotation, molecular function: protein binding.
UUGGACACGGUCUCGUUCGGAUCGUUCCAUGUUUCGUUUCCUUUUUCUCGUUUUUUUAAAUUUUGAUCACGAAUGAUUUGUUUUCUGUCGCACAGUCAAGUGUCGAUUAAAACGCACUGGGAUUACUUCAGCUACGAGCAGACGAACAUAAAAAACAAAACACGAUCGCACUUUCUUGCACCGACCACGCUGUGCCAAACUCUAAGACGGAUUACAAUUUGAGACAAUUCAAACAGUGAAUCAAACAAGAAACAAGUUGUUGUGUAAUUGUGGUUGAAGGUUGUUGUGUGUGUGUGUCCUAUCGAGGAGAAAAAAGCGAAGGACGCGAGUUUCUAGAAGUCUCUGUUCUAAUCAUUAACAUUUGCUUAAUUUUGUGUGUGUCUAUGUGUCUGCUGGCAGCGCCAUUGCUGAAAACGUGGUGGGUGUAGGACAGACAAAAUUCCAAAGCCGAGAAGAAAAGAAAGAAUUAACGUUGUUUAUUUCUUUACGUUGGUCCGUGAAGUUGCUGUUUUUUUUUUUUUGUUUUUAAAUAUUUCUCUCUUGUCCGGGCGAGGUAAAGUGAUGUGUAGUGCGGAAGUGAUUGCUCCUUGUCGACGCGGAAGAGAAGCCGCACGCAUCAAUCACACGCGAAGAGAUGCGUAAAUUCCGGCUCGUUGCCGCAUUGGGUCGCCAGCCGACGCAACAACAACAACAACAACGAGAGGUGGGAGUAAUAGCAAAUGGCAACGGUGUUAGUGUCGCCAAUGGUCCGGAGACGGCCGCUUCGCUCUUAGCUGCCGGUUUGGACGCUCGAGCCGCUGAAUUGGCCUCGGCCACUCCUCUGCAGCGGGCCGCCGCCGAAGGCCACGUCGAUAUCGUCCACCAAUUGCUCAAGCACGGAGCUGACGUCAACCACCAAGAUUCGCUGCACGGGAACAGCGCUCUGCACGAGGCGGCCUGGAGGGGUUACUCGCAGACGGCCACCAUCCUGUGCCGCCAGAGGGCGAAAGUCGACGCCGUCAACCGGGCCGGCUUCACGCCGCUUCACCUUUGCUGCCAGAACGGUCACAACGAAACGUGCAGGGUCUUGUUGUGGGCCGACGCCAAUCCCGACGCUAAAAAUCACUAUGGUGAUACUCCGCUGCACACGAGUGGUCGCUACGGUCACGCGGGAGUCAUGCGCAUCCUGGUCAGCGCUCAGUGCAACGUUUCGGAACAGAACAAGAAUGGAGACACGGCGUUACACAUCGCCGCCGCCAUGGGACGGCGCAAACUGACGCGCAUCUUAAUCGCCGCUGGCUGUUCGACCAACGUCAAAAAUAAGCAAGGAGAGUAUGCGGUGGAUAUUGCCCGCCGGAAGGAAUUUCACGAGAUUGUUAGCAUGCUUGUCAAAUCCCCCCCUAAGGCGUCGGCCAAUGGCGGCUCCCGAGGCACUCACGCUCACGAUCGAAGUAAAAGCAGCAGCACCAAAUCGAAAUCGAAGAGGGUCAAGCCGGACAGCGCCACCGCUUCGAGCAAGGACGGCAGUCGGAGUAACUCGUCCAAACCCAAAGAAAGGAAAAGGAGGAAAGAGAAACACGGAUCGGCCGGCGAGAAGACGUUGAACGGCCACGUGGUCAAUUCGCCUUACGGAUGUCACGACAAUCCGGAACUGGCCAAAUUGCUGCACAAGAAGCUGAACGCGCUGCCGGACGAGCCGCUCAAACAAGGCGAGCAGUACUUCCUGGACUUGGCCGGCAAUAUACAGAAAGGUCCGGUCGGAGUCCCGACGUGCUACUGCGGACCGGUGCUGCACCGUCUCGAAUGCCGGCUGGCCAAAGAUAAACAAGAAAUUCUACACCGACUCGAUUCCGCUCAUUUGAGACUGGACGCCAAAAUAGACGGCCUGGAACGUAAAACCCAGCAACAGUUGCAGGGCUUGCAACGCACCGUCGACAGCCUCGGGCUGGAGAGCAGCGCCGCCGGAUUGCAGCGGGUGCGCAACAGCAUCGUCAUCGACGAUCCUGGGCACUCGACGCCGCCCUUGCCCAACUGCCUGGAACUGGUCAGCGAUUCGGCCACGUCGCACUCUCAUCGCGACUCGGACGACCCGGCCCAGCCGUCGCAACGGACCCACCAGAAGAGAGGGGCGAAAGCGAAGCCGGUGGAAGCCGAUCAAGUCCAGCAGCCGCAGCAGACGGGCAACGAAGUCCAGUACACGAUGGACAGAUUAGGGCUCGAUUCGGGCGUGCAGGAGUCGUCCAGCAACAAGCAGCAAGCCCUGCAAGCGCUGAAGAAUCGGCUGGCCUUGACGCGCAUUCAAGAGCAGCUGGAACUGGACGCCAUUGUUGAGCACUAUGAGCGACGCAGUCACGGCCACUACAACGGCAAUGGCGUCGUCGUCGAAGACGCCCAAGAGGACGAAGAAGACGACGAGGACGACGACGAGGAAUCGGAAGAGUCUGAAGACGAGGACAUCAUUUUGCCACCGCCGGCCAUCAUCAGUUCAGACAAAGCGUCCAUGCUCUCUGAUUCCAGGUAUGAAAACUACGAUUAUCCGGCGUCCAUUACGAAACCACUGCCGUCGUACGUGAUGGCCGGCCAGGAGCCGCACCAACCAAGCGCGGUGGCUAACGGUUCCGGCGUGUUGACUUACCGCAAUUUGCCCUUACCGCGUUACCAUCUGGACACGACGACCGGAUCAUCGGGUACGGCCGAAGCGACGGCCAUUCAAAUGUUGAAUGGUGUGACGGCCGCGACGACGGUCGUCGAUAUCCAUCAAGCAAAUCAGCCGGAUCACCCGGCCAAUAAUUUGCUCGGCGUUAUCAUCGAUCCGGUACUCUACGCCCGCCAUUUUGCCGGCCAUAAUCAUCACGAUUUACGAGUCUAUCACGACGAUCAAGAUCGUCAUAACGAUUCCGGUUACAGCACGCGGCCUGGAGAAAGUUCACAAGGGCCGUCACCUUCUCUUUCGGUUGUUUCAGGGCCAGCUGAAUCGACCGAAGGGGACAACACGGCCACGCUCAGCCCACGAUCGACCCGUCGAAUGGAGAAUUUCCAGUCGCAUUUUGCACGUGAUUUGGCCCAGACGUUGCCCGCCAUGACAAACGGUUCGUCUACCAAUGGCUAUUAUCACCAUCAAAAUGGCAAGAACGGGGUAGUGGCCUACCCUCGAGUAAGGUUCGCCGUUCCAGACCAUGAGCAAUCUCAUUUCCCACCCGGAACAAUCAGCUCUUCGAGUUUGGUGUGAAAACAAAAAACAAAAGAUAAUUGAACAAA